Messenger RNA from Lytechinus pictus (painted urchin), 2645 nucleotides. RefSeq lists its product as uncharacterized. The record is from RefSeq and is a predicted model, not a curated record. The coding region runs from base 72 to 926 and encodes 284 amino acids. NCBI's taxonomy places the organism in Eukaryota, Metazoa, Echinodermata, Echinoidea, Temnopleuroida, Toxopneustidae. The transcript is spliced from 8 exons.
AUGAGAGCAAAGUUAGAGUAUCCUAGUAAUAUACGGUAUUUCAUCGAACUCAUUGAACUUGAAGUCUAGUCAUGAGGUUCGCUGGCGCUGGCGGCAAGAUGAAAUUUCACUGGUUGCUAACCAUAUUAAUGAUGAUCCUUGUACAGCUCGUAAGAUGUCAGGAGAAUGGAUGUUCUAGAAGCCGUUCAAGAGUGGCACAGUCAAUUUUGGAUAAGUCUUUCCUAGCCAUCAUGCAGAAAGAAGGACUAAGUCCUGGAACAGAAUGUCUGCUGAGGCCCGAGAGGAACAUGUACUGGGACAAUGAAAGACACAAGUGGUCGGAGCUUGCGAACAAUUGGAACUGUCUUUACUGCGGAAAGUCCUUCCACAACGAGCACCAUAUCGACAAUCAUUAUGAUAAUAGGCAUAGGGACACAGUAUUGAGGGGACCUGAAGCAGUUUGUCUAGCCGAUCAUUGUGAUUACCUGCGCUGUGACAUCAUAUCUAGUGCUAAAAAGACAUCUUUUUGGGAAGAAGCUCUCUGCAAACAAAAGGAUCUCCUUGCUCUAAAAAGGAAAUGUCAGAAUAUCAUGAAGGCAUGUGUCCCAACCCACAUUUCAGAUGCAGAGAAGAAAAGUAUACUAGAAAAACUGGAUAAUGCUGUGUGCUCAUUUCUGACUUGUGAAAAUUACUGGGAGAAUCCAUACAAAGAGGUGACGCCUACAAGAACUGCCGCCUACUUCAUUGCAGCAAUCUUUACUGUUUUUGGUUUCAUCAUGUACUAUUGCUUGGCAUGCUCUCACCUUUUCUCUGACGAGAAGUUCCUUGGAGAUAGUGAUGGUUUAAUACGAGAGAGGUCUAAAGUACCAGACAAUCGUCGCUAUGUCAGUUACCCGGCUGAAGGGCAGUUGAUACGAAACCGGCAAGGCAUGAUGGGAGACAGGUGACAACAGGAUUUGCAUUUAAGCUGUAACUAGAUGUAUUGGUGCUUUAACUUCAAAGAAUUCAGGCUUGAUAUUAAACAAUCUUCAUGAAAUAAGGUCUGAGUUUGGGAUUUUAAUGCAUGAGCUCAUUUAGUCAUUACAGUCAUUACACCUUUGCACGUUAAGAACCCACUGCACUAUUCGUAUAAGAGUAGGGGGAAACCCCGGUGUAGUGGUCCACCUGCAUCCCCCCCAAUCAGUCAUAUCGGGAGGAGAGACCUGCGGGUCAUAGUGAUUCAGUUCGCUUUUCGCCUCCCAGGCACAGGUGACGCCAAACAAAUAAUAAUAAUAAUAAUAGAAUAUGAGCAUCGACCUCUAAACAACAGAACAUUUAUUAAUAUCAGAUGUUAGAAUUUUUUUUUCAAAUUACUCUCAAUCAACUGAAUUGUAACAUUUCCCAUUUAUAACCAGCCUAUUGAAGUUAAGUCUUGGAUUUUCAUUCACAAGCCUUUACUAUAUGAGCAUCGACUUAUAGACAUCAGAAGAGUUUGAGAAUCCUUUGUUGAUCACCAAACGGAUCCAUCUGGACCCUGUUUCAAAGAGCAUGUAAUCAAUAUCUAAAUGUGAGAAAUGUUUAAAGAAUUGAUCUUGGCCAGUCAAAUUAUAAUGUUUCAGCAUCUUAUACUAUGUCAGUAGCUUAUAACAUCUUGUUAUUUACCAUUAAUAACAAGCUUUAUAAAAUAUAGCCUGAGUUAGGGAUUUUAAUUCCUGGGCCUUCCUUAGAAACAAGUUCAUAAAUAGCUCACCUUCAAGAUUGCUCUAAAACGUAUGCAUAAUAUUAAGUUAUUUUUUACUUUUCUGUGAAAUAUUUUAACAAAAUCAUGAAACUGAAAUGGCACUUUGGAGAUUUAUAUUGCAACAAAAGAACAUACUUAAAGAAAUAGUGUGUAUUCUUGCUGUACAUUUAUAUGCGGGCAAGAUAGUUAAUCAAACAACGUGGAUGAUGAUAUAUCUGGCAUGCGCUUAGAGAUGUAAUUUUUCUUAGUAUCACUUGAACCGUCUUUUUUCACCAUCAUCGGAGCUACUUUCAACAGAAACAAUUAUAUGAUCUCCUUACUAACAAAUCUUUUCGUCGCUUUGCCCACAGAGGCUUAGCACAUGCACCUCCAACAAGCAAUCAUUUUUAUGUUUGAUGCUUGGCUUUGGUGGUUCUGCAAGAUUGCUUGCCAAUGCCAACCUGUACAGCAUCUCGCUGAAAGAUGAGAUCCUUGAUUUCAUGUUAUCUGCUUCCUGAAGUAGCGAUGACUGUAUGUGAUACAGGACCUCCACCACUUGCACCUCCGCCCUUUUGACAUUACAUUAUGAAUUGCAAGAAAAUAAAGAGAGAAAAUAAUUGUUUCUUUAAAUCUUAUAAUUCUAUUUCAGAAAGUUCCUCCUAUGCAAAGCAAAUAUUUUUAUGUCUUGAAUAAUUUCAUCAAUGCCCCUGGGCCAACAACUCUAGUAUCAAUCCACAUUUUGUUCAGUGAUUUGUUGCCUGUUUUUCUUUUCUUUUGAGGCUUUUCAUAUUUUUUUCUAAAGUGAAGUAGUCAGAAAAGUAACUUGCACGUCUACUUCAAAUGGCACAUGAAGCAAUGCAAUAAACUUGAUAGGUUUAGAGUAUGAUACCACAUCACAUGCCCUCUCUUUCUCCAGGAUCGGUAGCUUGUUUUCUUUUAUGUCAGCAGAUUCGAAAGGUAUGUUGAA